CCGUAAAACUAUAAAAAAUGACAUCACAGUCACAGUCGACGAGUGCGAAACAAACACUUUAAUUUCUACAGUCAAUAAUAGAAAUGGAAGCAUGAAAGGCAUCAACUCCUCCAGUCUUUCACUAAUACACACAUAUUGGGUUCGGUUUUGGUCGGCUGCAGAGUUCCCGCUAAUCAAAGUAAAUAUAGUUGAUUGUCCCCUCCAUGCUUAGCCCAACAACGUCCUCGUCGAUGCCCAAAACAUAAAAGCUCGAAAAAGAAAAGAAAAAGAGACGCAUCUAUAACCAUAACCACAACCAUAACCAUUACCAACCUAUACAUUAUUGCACGUCCAAUAAACUUUCCUCUUUUUUCUCUUCUCUCUCUCUCUCUCUCUCCGCCCUUUUUCUUACAUCCCUUUUGCUUUUGUCUUGUCUCUCUUUGUUUCUUUUUUCUCUUCUCGGUGGCUUUUCCUCAAACAUUUGUUUUGCAUUUCCACUAACCACUGCAUCUAGCUGUUUUGUCCUCAAAAUAAAGAAUUUUUUUAUGAUUUUAGUUGUUUGAGUGAUGAAACGAUAAGGGAGAAGAAUCUCGGGUACGAUGGAGGGGGCAGAGUUGGAACUGGAGAGGAGAAGUCGGUUCUUAAGCAGUUUAAUAGAGAAAAAGAAAGCCAAAGAGCAGCAAGAACAAUAUGAUCGACUCAAUGUUCGUGUUAGAGCUUCUGAUAUGCCCAUUCCUUUGCAAACACGAGCUUUUAGAUGUGCUCGUAACCAGCUCGACUCCAUGCCUGGAAAACUUGAUAGCAAACGCCUUGCGCUUGCACUUAAGAAGGAAUUUGACUCUGCAUAUGGUCCAGCUUGGCAUUGCAUAGUGGGAACUAGCUUUGGUUCAUAUGUUACUCAUUCGAUAGGAGGCUUCUUGUAUUUUUCAAUUGACAAGGUUUACAUCCUGCUUUUUAAGACUGCUGUUGAGCCUUUAGAACAAUGAUGGUUUGCAAAUUUGAGUUCCACACUCAGUCUAUGUUGUUAUUUAUAUCAUAAAGUUUCCUCCUUUCCUUUUCUUGUAUUUUAAAUUACUGAGUGUAAUAUUAAAAAUUUUCUUCCACCCACUAGACAACACUCUUUUUAUCUU
Molecule: messenger RNA, 1109 nt
Organism: Jatropha curcas
Lineage: Eukaryota; Viridiplantae; Streptophyta; Magnoliopsida; Malpighiales; Euphorbiaceae
Product: Dynein light chain type 1 family protein
Biological process (GO): microtubule-based process
Cellular component (GO): cytoplasmic dynein complex
Molecular function (GO): dynein intermediate chain binding
Source: RefSeq, a predicted model, not a curated record